AUAAAAAUCUGCCAGCUGUCAGUUGACUUGACAGGCUGGCAAGCUCGCAGGGGAGAACAGGACGAAGCCUUGAGCGGCAAUGUUUACAACUUAAAAUUAAAAUCAAGAAAACAAGAAAACAAGCACGAAAAUUCGCCAUUGUUUGAUCACACACACCUGCACACUGCUUAAGAAGCUCCAUAUGAACAUACGUAUAUACAUAUGAGUAUACACUUUUGCUUUGGUUUGCCUGCAUUUCAAUUUCGAAAAAAUAAAUGGUGGGAGCUGAAAUAUAAGACUCACGUCAGUCGAACCGAUUAUCAGCGUGUGCUUAUAAAUUAACAUAUAAAGUACACACGUAUGUAUGUAUAUGUGAAAAAUGUAUUUUUUGAUUUAAGAAAUUCGGUAAAUUAAAAACGCCAAAAAACACAAUUGAGUGUAAAUGUAGAUGUGAAAUUAAAGUGAUUGACGUACGAACCACAUACACUCACGAACCUACAUAUGUGUUUAUACUUGAACAGCAUAAAGAUGUACUAAACUGACUUUGUUGUGUUUCAGAGUGCAAAUUGCGAGGAUAUGCUUAUUAACAAAAUGGAAAUCGAUUUCAGUUUCGCUUCAUUUGUAAUGAAUUUCAUACAUUUUUGGGAUGUAGUCAAGUGCACAAAUUGUUAUUAAGAGUUCCGCUUAGUCGGCAGCAUCGAGCGUUGUAAAAGGAAGUUGAUUCGGCAGAGCGCAUUUGCGGAAUAGUUAGCAGUGAGAACGUAAAAGUGACUUUGAGCAAACCGUUGCAAACCGUUGCAAAGCAAACAAAUCUUAGUUUUUACUAAGCUACCUUUGAACGGCUGAACGGAGGGGUUGACAUUCCCUGCCGAGGGCGUCCGCAAUUGGAAAAAUUAUCUUAAUUUUGUAUUUUAAUUAAUUUUCAUCUGAGGCGUUGCUUACCGCGUCUUGUACAAGGGUCGCUCAUGUUUCCAAGGUACGCGACAUGGACACAAAGGUGGAAAAUCAAUAUAGCCUCGCAACUGUAACAGUAUACCUAGAAGCUUGACUACAAUCCAUUACGUAAAAUAAAUCCUUGGUGCAUAAGAGGUUUAUUUCUCAUGAGACGCGUUCGUGAAGCAUAUGGGGCGUGUAUGUUUUGCUCUUCUUUUUGGUUGUUGAGCUCGUCGGUGGCGCCAACAUUUCGCAUCUUUUAAUUUCAAGCAAAAGUCUAACGAAGUUGGCGAAACUAUCCGCAAAAUAUGUAUUUGAACUCUGAAAAUGGAUAAAUAUUUGAAAUUCUAAGUUCACAGUACACCCUCUUGCACUUUUCGUCACACAGCGAAUAUACAAAUAGUCUAAUUGAAAUCUUCCGAAACUAGCAACAAUUACCCAACUGCUUGAAUUAAAAAAAUUGCAACAGAAAAGCCCGAGGCACCCACGCUAACACAUAGCCCAAAGAAGAAAAAAAAAGAACAAAAAAAAUGACGUCAAAUACCGCUUUGUUGACCGCCGCACACGCGAUGCUCUCCUCCGACCUGCUGCCCAACGUGAAUCUCUCCAAUUGGGAAAAACUGGUAACCGACGAUGAGUUUCGCGAUUUUAUGAAACUUAUGGAAAAGUACAAUAAUCCCAAUCAUUCACAAGAAGCGACUCUACAUAAAUGCCACGACUAUUGUACGGGUGAACUGUAUCAGAUGUUACGCACCUAUAACGGUGUGCAUGGAUAUGUGGCGUUAUUGAUCUGCAUAUUUGGCACAAUCGCAAAUAUUUUGAACAUAAUUGUCCUAACCAAAAAGGAUAUGGCCAAAGCCCCAAUUAAUAAAAUACUCAAAUGGUUAGCGAUAGCAGAUAUGUUUGUGAUGAUCGAGUAUAUACCAUUCGCUUCAUAUCAAUAUAUCUAUAUGAAACCAGGUGAAAAAGAUUUCAGUUAUGCUUGGGCGGUCUUUGUACUUUUUCAUAUGCAUUUCACCCAAAUUCUCCAUACAAUAUCCAUUGGGUUGACGGUAACUUUAGCGAUAUGGCGUUAUGUGGCAAUAAGACACCCACAUGGACGGUUCGCUGCCUUCCUACUGUCACAUUGCAAUGAAGCGAUUAUAUUUUCCUUCAUCAUAUCGCCGAUUGUCUGCUUUCCAACAUUGUUUGUGUUCAAGGUGCGCGAAAGUUAUGUGGAGGAUAGCAAGGUGCCGUUAUAUCACGUCUAUGCGGAUAAAGAUACACAUUUGUACAGAAUUAACUUUUGGAUACAUUCAGUGAUUAUAAAAUUGUUGCCCUGCUGCAUUCUCACCGUUAUUAGUUUUAUUUUGGUACGAGUAUUAUACGAGGCAUCGAAGCGUAAGCAAAAACUUAAAGACUACAAUAACUCCAAUAAAACGAGUGGUGGCAAUGGAGGAGCGAGCUGUGGUGGUGAAGUGCCAUUGACGGAGCAACGACGUCCGCCGAAAUGUGAUCGUCGCACCGACCGCACUACAAUGCUCCUGGUGGCCGUGCUCAUACUCUUCCUAAUCACUGAAUUUCCUCAAGGUAUACUCGGCCUCCUAUCGGGUGUUUUGGCGAAAUGCUUCUUCUUCGUUUGCUAUCCACCAUUUGGCGAAAUGAUGGAUCUAUUGGCACUCAUUAAUGCCGCUAUUGGCUUUGUGCUCUACGGUUUGAUGUCCAAACAAUUUCGAACAACAUUCAAGUCAUUAUUUUUCAAAAAGAAUUUCGGCAGUAUGGAAAUGACUCGACUAACGCGGGUCACCACGACGUGCGUUUGACUCCGGUGUGGAGGGUCACCUUAACUGCUUUAAUUACUGCAAGCGUCGCUGCACGAACUGUGUAGAGUGUUGAUCAGAAAGUGAAUAAGAAAUGGCUCGGAGAUUGCAUCAUAUUAGAACCUGUAAAUAUGUAUAUAUGUAGAAAAGAUGAUUCAAAAAUUCGAAACUUUGGUUCGCAACGAAUUCGCGAUAGCGGUUCGCAUCGCUAUUGUAGUGCAUUGUUAUUGUAGUGCGCAAAAUUGUUGAUAUCUUAUUACAGGAAAAUUGAUCGUAUGCUAUAAGGUGUUCCUCCUGUUCUUCAAAUCAAAUGUAUCUUAUUAAAUAUAUAUGUAAUUUUGGAAUGUGAACAUUUUUAUAAGGGUACGAAUAAAAUGAGCUUCUUCUUUUCAAUGGUAAGCUUAAGAUGUGAAAAUUUUUUACACUUUAAAGAUUUAAGUUUAAACUAACAUAGGCUUUUUACAAAAAAUUAUAUAUUAAUCUUAAAAGAAAUUAAUA
Molecule: messenger RNA, 3209 nt
Organism: Ceratitis capitata (Mediterranean fruit fly)
Lineage: Eukaryota; Metazoa; Arthropoda; Insecta; Diptera; Tephritidae
Product: sex peptide receptor
Exons: 11
Coding region: 1443-2714 (423 amino acids)
Biological process (GO): G protein-coupled receptor signaling pathway
Cellular component (GO): membrane
Molecular function (GO): G protein-coupled peptide receptor activity
Source: RefSeq, a predicted model, not a curated record